This is a messenger RNA of Staurois parvus, 282 nucleotides long. The record is from the annotation of a GenBank genome assembly. NCBI's taxonomy places the organism in Eukaryota, Metazoa, Chordata, Amphibia, Anura, Ranidae.
GCUGUGGCCCAUGUUUUGGGUGUCUUCCAUUAGCUCCCAGUUUCCAUAUUCCAUUUGUUCAAGCUCUUCAUGUUACAGAGUGAUAUACAGUAGUUCAGGGGCGGACUGACAACUCAUGGGGCCCCCGGGCAAUAGGGGAUCAUGGGGCCCCUGUGCCCUUGCCCAAACUCAAAAAAAGCCCAUGAAAAAGGUACCAGGGGCAUCUCAUGGGGCCCCCUACUGAACCCGGGCCCUCGGGCAGUGCCCGAGUUUCCAAAUGGUCCGUCCGCCCCUGCAGUAGUU